AUGUCUCCUCGUCUUUCUUUGAUCCACCGCUCUGUCCUUGACUUUGACACUGUCUCCUCCAUGGAGCGCGCCCUUGCUUUGGGUGACUGCACCAGCAGUAGUAAAGAUGUCCAUGUCGCUGAUUGGAAGCUUUCCAAGUACGACGAGAUGACGACUCAAGACAACGCCAAUGAUUCCUACGCCGAAGCCAAGCGUCUGCAGGUCCUGGUAUCCUACGAGAACAUUUUGGAUUUGUCAGAAAAUCCUGAACUCGAAGAACUUGCCCAAGAAGCCAAGAAUCUCUUGCAAGUAGAUCAAGCUACCAUUGGAGUCAUGGACUUGGGACGAUUCUGCCUCAAGGCACAAGUGGGUAACAACAACAACAGCGAUAGUGACAGUGCUGACCACUACAGGAGCACUCCCAAGGAAAUGGCACGAUCAAAGUCCAUUUGCGCUCACGCCCUCCACCGAAGAACCGAAUGUGGCCUCCUGGUGGUCCCUGACAUUGCUGCCGAUGAUCGAUUCCACUUGUGCAGGACCAACGGCAUGCGCUUUUACGCCGGAGCUCCCAUCCGGUCACCCGAAGGAGCCGUCUUGGGAGUGCUGGCCGUCUGGGGCCAACAACCAAGACCUCAGGGAUUGACUCGCCAAGAAGAAGCUUCUUUGGAGCAACUUGCGGACUGUGUCAUGGCACACUUUCUCAUGGGAUAA
Seminavis robusta is the source of this 690-nucleotide messenger RNA. The record is from the annotation of a GenBank genome assembly. NCBI's taxonomy places the organism in Eukaryota, Bacillariophyta, Bacillariophyceae, Naviculales, Naviculaceae.